AUGCUUGAAGGUAAAUUCGACGAAGCCACUUUAUUAAAGAAGAUUGUUGAUUCUAUAAAGGAUUGUGUUAAAUUAUGUAAUUUCAAUUGUACUGAACAUGGAAUUACUGUCCAAGCCGUUGAUGAUUCAAGAGUGUUAUUAGUGUCAUUAUUGGUUGGACAAACUGCCUUCAGUGAAUAUAGAUGCGACAGAGAUAUCACUUUAGGUAUUGAUUUAGAUAGUUUCUCCAAAAUUAUAAAAUGUGGUAAUAAUGAAGAUUAUUUAACUAUCUUAGCUGAAGAUAGUCCAGAUAAUGUUAUGACUAUUUUUGAAGAUAAAAAGAAAGAAAGAGUUAGUGAAUAUUCCUUAAAAUUAAUGAACAUUGAUUCUGAAUUCCUUAAAAUUGAUGAUAUGGAAUAUGAUACUGUUAUAACGAUGCCAUCUUCUGAAUUUGCUAAAAUUGUUAGAGAUUUGAAAAAUUUAAGUGAAUCAUUAAAUAUUAUAGUUACUAAGGAUUCUGUUAAAUUCAGUUCUGAAGGUGAAUCAGGUUCAGGUUCAGUGGUUUUAAAACCUUACACUGAUAUGGAUAAACCAGAUGAAAGUGUUAAUGUUCAUUUAGAUAAUCCAGUUGAUUUAACUUUUGGUUUAAAAUAUCUUAGUGAUAUUAUUAAAGCUACUUCUUUAUCAGGUACCAUUACUAUUAAAUUAGCUGAUAAGACUCCAGCUUUAUUCGAAUAUAAAUUAGAUGUUGGUGGUUAUUUAAGAUUCUACUUAGCUCCAAAAUUCGAUGAAGAUGAGUAG
Molecule: messenger RNA, 780 nt
Organism: Scheffersomyces coipomensis
Lineage: Eukaryota; Fungi; Ascomycota; Pichiomycetes; Serinales; Debaryomycetaceae
Gene: POL30
Product: proliferating cell nuclear antigen
Exons: 1
Coding region: 1-780 (259 amino acids)
Biological process (GO): leading strand elongation; regulation of DNA replication; mismatch repair
Cellular component (GO): PCNA complex
Molecular function (GO): DNA polymerase processivity factor activity; DNA binding
Source: RefSeq, a predicted model, not a curated record